AUGAAGAGACUAGCAGCUCGCCGCUAUGCUGGCUUGCUAAUUCUCUCCCCCACAGCUGCAGCCGAUCCUGAUAGCCAGCCUGCAGAUUGCAGUCAGCCUGAGGCAGGAGAGAACGGUUCCCCUGAGGAGAUGGAAGAGGACAUCAGUCUGAAGAAGCGUAAAAGUGAACAUCAUGGGGAGAAGGAACUGCAGGCCGGCCAGGAAAGUGGCGAAAAGGUCAAAAGGAAGCGAGGACGCCCACCUGCUGAGAAACUGCCUCCAAACCCACCUGAACUCACCAGAACACUGAGCACGCUGGUGGAUAUGGUUAUCAACUACAAGGACGGGCUGGGUCGACAGAUCAGCAAAGGUUUUGUGCAGCUUCCCUCUAAGAAGGAGGUACCUGAGUACUACGAGCUAAUUCGAAAGCCUGUCGACUUCAGAAGGAUCAGGGAACGUGUGCGUAAUCACAAAUACAGAACUGUGGGGGAUUUGGAGAAGGAUAUUUUCCUCCUGUGUCACAAUGCUCAGACCUAUAAUCUGGAGGGAUCUCAGAUCUAUGAGGAUUCAAUAGUCAUCAAGUCUGUUUUCGAGAGCGCCAGACAGCGAAUUGUCACAGACGAGGAACAGAAAGAGACGGUAAGCGCCAGUCACAGCGAUUAUGGCGGCGGAGCUGAAGACCAAUUUGUUCGAUCAGCAGUGAAACCAUUACCAGUCCAACUCAAGAAGGGUAAUAAGGAAGGAAAAAGCAGAAAUACCAUGGACAAGAGGCUCCACAGUGAUUUAGACAGUGAUGAGGAUCUAGAGGAUAACACCACAAAAGAUGAAGGUUGAACUGAAAGGCCCUCCAUGUUUUUGUAUUCAGGUUCAAGUCUAUUCUCUACCGCAUCCCUUUUAAUUUGUUUCUUCAUUUUCUUAGCAAAAGACCGGAAAAUAAAAUGAGGACCACUCAAAGAGAGCCACUCAUGGAACAAUGUUAUUGUUCCUUCUUCUUUUAG
Molecule: messenger RNA, 977 nt
Organism: Perca flavescens (yellow perch)
Lineage: Eukaryota; Metazoa; Chordata; Actinopteri; Perciformes; Percidae
Product: probable global transcription activator SNF2L2
Exons: 6
Coding region: 1-813 (270 amino acids)
Biological process (GO): chromatin remodeling; transcription elongation by RNA polymerase II
Cellular component (GO): RSC-type complex
Molecular function (GO): chromatin binding; protein binding
Source: RefSeq, a predicted model, not a curated record